Stegastes partitus (bicolor damselfish) is the source of this 528-nucleotide messenger RNA. It is a transcript of the gene tmem244, whose product is annotated as transmembrane protein 244. The transcript is spliced from 6 exons. The record is from RefSeq and is a predicted model, not a curated record. The coding region runs from base 1 to 528 and encodes 175 amino acids. Lineage: Eukaryota; Metazoa; Chordata; Actinopteri; Pomacentridae.
AUGUUGUUGGACUACUGCUGUCGUUGCUGUGGAUUCACGCUGAUAAAACGCCACCAUGGACCCUUUUCCCUCAAGACGACGCCCAGCGACACCUGCGUUGUCCUGCAGAACCUGCUGAUGUGCAUGAUCUGCUUCUACUCUCUCUACUACAUCGUGGUCAGCGUCUGCAUCGGGCUGCUCAGGGUUCCUGAGAUCAACAGCUUGUUGGCUCCGUUCGACUACACGACUCAACCGUCAUGGCAGAACCCCAAAUACCUCGUCGGAGUGAUUUCCACAGAAGUGACCUACGUUCUGGGCGGCCUGGUGUUCGCCUGGAUCGUGGAGGAGUGGGUCUGGGAUUACGCCAUAACUGUCACGCUGCUGCACGUCGCCAUGACUGUGGCAGUGAUGUCAGAAUUCCCUUCAGCUGAGCACUGGUGGAUGGCUCUGGGUUCAGGCCUGGUGAUGAUGAUCUUCGGAGGACAGCUUCUCGCCUACAAACUCUUCAGGAGCAACUUUGUGUAUCCAGCUGAGCUACAGAACUUCUAA